Molecule: messenger RNA, 3438 nt
Organism: Colletes gigas
Lineage: Eukaryota; Metazoa; Arthropoda; Insecta; Hymenoptera; Colletidae
Exons: 14
Coding region: 286-3105 (939 amino acids)
Biological process (GO): rhabdomere development
Cellular component (GO): plasma membrane; stereocilium tip; cilium
Molecular function (GO): protein binding
Source: RefSeq, a predicted model, not a curated record
AGUUCACCCGUCGGUUUCAACCUGCCAAGUCGUGCAGGUGUCGAGGAACGUUCGUUGUCGCCCGUCCACCGUCGGAUACCGCGGAUAUUCCCCUCCCUCGGGAAUCAAAGAGACGAGUUAUCGGCGUGAUAUCGGGCGAUCGCGGGACCCGCGAGAACGAACGCGGUCGUUUCGCGGUUUCGUCGUCGCGUAAAAGGGUGCCACGGUUUUUACCACGGCGGGAAAACGGUCGAGUGUUAAAGAGCCGUGCUGCCUUGGGAGGGCUGCGAUUUAUGGAACCACCCCAUGGAUAAUAACAUGUCGACUGCCGCCUUCAUGCACCGGUCCGGUGGUUCGUCCAGCACGCCCAGUGCUGGCAUGGUUCCAUCGACCGGUGGAGGUCCUGGAAACCCGACAGGAGGCGGCAGGAUGGCCGUCAUCGGUGUAACCAGGAACGUGAGGCUGAGACGACGCGGAGCGUCGGGGUUCGGCUUUUCUCUGCGCGGCGGUCGGGAAUACGCGGCUGGAUUUUACGUCAGCGACGUUCAGCCUGGAGGGGAGGCACACAGAAACGGACUAAGGGUCGGCGAUCAGAUCAUAAGGGUGAACGGGUAUCCUGUGGAGGACGCCGUCCAUCAGGAAGUCGCGCUUCUGGCAAAAAACCAGCAAGUGCUCGUCCUCAAGAUCCGAAGCGUGGGAAUGAUACCAGUGAAAGAAUUACCUUAUGAUUCGCAAAGCAAUCCGAACGACCCGGUCACCUGGCACAUGGUCCAACAGCAGCAACAGCAAUUGCAGUACAACGAGACUGGCGUGGGAGUUGUGCCGAGCACCGAGGUCAGGAUUCGGAUCCUCGUUGGGGAGAAGGGUCGACUGGGAUGCGGCGUUUGCAGGGGCAUCGUGCCUGGCCUGACUGUUCAGGGCACCAGAGACGACGGGCCAGCGAGAGCAGCGGGCUUGAAAGCUGGCGACGUGAUCGUCUGGUGCAACGGGCAGCGACUCACCGAUCUUCCGUUCGAAAGAGCUAUCGAGGUAAUGAGAAGCUCCGCCGUUCUCGAUUUAAUAGUGCAACGAUCCGCGCCCAAUCACCUUUACGACUGCCCCGAACCUCUCUGGACCCGGGGAUCGAGCGGCUACGACUCCGAAACGUCGAGCGUGGCUGCAGCCAGUCCUCAACCUCAGCAGAAUCCUUCUUAUUCGCCGCAGCAUCACCACGACGCCAGGAUGAACCAUCGAUAUCCCCGCGACGACGCCUGCAACCGAAACGGAAGGAUCUGCUGUCCAUUGGCCUUGUCCACCAGCAGCUGCAGCUCCACGGAAUGGGCUCACGUGGAUCAGGCUCAAGAAUGGACCCGCAAGCCAAAUAACACCACUGUAAUCCGUAUAAAUCAGAACCAGAACCAAAAUCACAGGCUCAUCGGCGGCCCGGGACACCCGAAUUCGCGCGGCAGCUACGAGGACGACAUCGACAACGAGCCUCUCUACGAUCCGGUGGCGCCCAGGAUCGACUACGAGGUGCACGAUUUCGACGCGAAUCCGCGCGACGAGGCGAAUCGUCGAUUGGCUUAUCGACGUGACAACUGCAGACAGCAGGACUACAUGUACGACGGACCAGCGGACGAUGUUCUCCCCUAUCACGGAUCCAAAGAAAACGGUUCGCAGGACGGCAAUCGGCUCUCCGACUUGCAGAUGAUGCAAAAACCGAUCGAGGGAGACAGGAAAACGGUGACCACCGUGGAGGUGCAUCAGACUGUGUGCCCACCGGCACCUCCGCCACCUCUUUCUUACAAAUGGCCGGCAGAGACCAAGCCAAUGAACGCCAUGGGUAUGCAAAUGGGUAGCACGAUGUCGAUGGGCAGCACAGGCUCGACGGAGACGGAGUCGAGCCUGGAGUCGUCCUGCAGCAAGGACUCGGCGUCCACCUCUUCGUCCUUGUCGACGUCCUCCUGCGAACCACCGUCGACGGUUUCCUACGGCUCGGUGACGGCAGCCUCGACCGGGACCAAUAAAACCAACGACACGGCGACCACCGUACACGCGACACCCCGCAAUUGCGCCGCAAGGACGUCGCCGAUCGCCUGCACCGACCUAAGCACCGCCAUAACGCAAGAAUUGCAGAGGCGAGCGCAGCAGAGGAGCAUGAACAACGCAGCCAAAAUGGAAGGUGCUAAGGAGAGGACGCAGGAGACGCGAAAGCCACAAAAUCCGGAAGCUCUGAGGGCGCAGGAGCACAAAGUCACACACGACAAGCUGAUGGAGGAGUUCAAGCGUGCUCACCGAAAGAUGUUCAAUUCCGCGCAGCAGAAAGUUCAUUUCUCCGAUCAGCCGUCCGAGCAGGAACAAGAGAAGAGGGUUUUGAACGCAUCGACGACCUCGAACAACAUUCCACCGGCGCCCCCAGCACCACCAGUGGUACAACCAACACCUCCCGCGCCUCCUGCGCCACCAGCACCGCCGCCACUUCCUCUUCUAGCGAAGACCAAGAGCAACGAGGACUCCGUGGAGAUGCAGAGCAUCGAGUCCUUCAAGCUGAAAGAAACGCCAAAUCCAGUGAUUCCAAAGCCACCGCCCACCUACUUCCCCAUACAAAACUCGACGACCACCGUGAACGGAAGUCCCCGACACACUGGGACCGGAAACAAACCACAGGUGAACGGUAAAGAGCCCUCGACGAGUCCCGUGUCGGAGACGCCCAAGUCGAUCGUGCCGCCUCCGCCUCCUCUCGCUGUGAACGCACAAAACUUGAAGCCAGCGGGGGGGAAGGUCGCCAUCAGGAUAGGGGCGUACGAGGGUGAAGCCAAGCAGCCAUCCAAGCUGGAAUUCCUGUCCCAGCAGGCUCGCGUUGACAGGAACGGGACCAGCGAACUGGCGAACGGCCCGGUGGUGUCCAGGCUGCAAAACGAACUGGCUGCCACGCUGCAGAGAUCGAACCUAAGAAGAAAGACUGACGGGGAAGCACAACCAGGCAUUAAGCCGAUCCCCGAGAACGCAGCAACGACCAACAACGAGACAACGAAUUCGGAGUUGCCGCAACCUGGCAAGUUGCCGCAGAGCAACAUCGAGAAGCUCGCGUCCGCUCUGAGCAACAAAGUCACCAUCAAAGUGAACCCGGAUCAUAAUAAUCGAUAAAGUACCUAGCUUUCGUUUAAGUCGGACGAAUCGAUUAGGAAAGUCCACCUUGUACCUCUGCCACAAUGUACAUUUUUGCACGCUCUUUUGAAACCCUACAUCGAUUAUAUUCUAGACGAAAGAGCGCUCCCCCUAUUGGCGAGCUUCUUUUUUACGUCUUUUACCCGUACGUCUUUUUUUACAUGUUAUUUAUUAUCGUAUUAUAGUGAUUAAGGAGAACCUUAAAAAAACCGGCUAAUAAUCCUUAUUAACCGAGACAAGGCACUGCGGAAACUUUUACCACGUAGGACCGGGUCUUUAAACUUAGUCCCCUCUGUCGCUGACUUUCUGUAC